Parastagonospora nodorum SN15 is the source of this 1449-nucleotide messenger RNA. RefSeq lists its product as hypothetical. Bases 1 to 1449 code for a protein of 482 amino acids. Lineage: Eukaryota; Fungi; Ascomycota; Dothideomycetes; Pleosporales; Phaeosphaeriaceae. The record is from RefSeq and is a predicted model, not a curated record. The transcript has 5 exons. Gene Ontology annotation, molecular function: heme binding; oxidoreductase activity, acting on paired donors, with incorporation or reduction of molecular oxygen; iron ion binding.
AUGUACGUUCGCAUUCCAAGACUGCCGAAGGCACCCAGACUCCAAAUCUCCACACUUCCCGGCGCCGCUGGUGCAGCCGCAGACAUUGCAGCAUUUGUGGCAGAUGGGUCCAAGGUCAUGCAAAUUGGAUACGACAGGUUCAGUAGGAAAGGCCAGAGCUUCCUCAUGAGAACACCGAGUCAUACAGUCUUUGUCGCUGCGCCACAUUUCAUUGACGAGAUACGUGCGGCAAACGAUUCGGAGCUCAAUCCCCUGCCUGCGAACAAUGUCAUCAUGCAAUUGCGGCAUACCCUUCAUGCUCACCUCGAGGUUGAUCAAUACCACUUUAGUGUUGUGCAAAAGCAAUUAACCCAGAACUUAGGACCUGGCUUGCCAGAUGUAGUAGAUGAGGCUAAACACGCAUGGGCGGAAGAACUCGGGAAGCCAAAAGGUCCUGUCAUCCUCAAGCUAAACUCUUGCCUUGUAUAUGAUUGUAAAGCUGACUAUGUUCCAGAUUGGACCGAGAUUGCCAUGUGGGAUACGACAUUCCGGAUUGUCACGCGGACCGCCAAUAGGCUUCUCUUUGGAAAAUGUCUUGCAAGCAACCCUGAAUUUCUGAGAUUCUCAAUUGACUACUCUUUCGUAAUGUUCGGCGGAGCGGAUCUUAUACGGUCAUAUCCCAGCUUCUUGAAACCUCUGGUUAUGUACUUCCGCACAUCGCUGUACAAAGAACUGGCUGUGGCACGGAAACACCUGAUCCCAAUCAUCAAAGAUCGGAUCGAGAAACAAGACGCAUAUCUAUCGACGAAUCGGGCAGAUGAUUACGAGAGGGUCAAGGAGAAAGAUGCCAUACAAUGGGUGCUAGACAUCUCUCCGCCGGACCAACUUGAUCCGGAACUACUCAUGUACCGCAUGAUACACAUAACCAUUUCAGCAGUACAUACGAGUAGCGUCACGUUUCUUGAUUGCAUAAACGAGCUAGCGGCGCGUCCUGAGAUACACGACGAGCUCCGCGAGGAGAUUCGCAGUGUCUUUGAGACCGAAGGUGGUAAGUGGCGAAAGCAAGGGUUAACAAAGCUUGUCAAGAUGGACAGUUUCAUGCGUGAGACAGUGCGCUCUAACCCUUUGUUUGCCGGUCAGCUGGACCGGGUUGCAUUGAAGGAUACAACACUCAGCGAUGGGACUUUGCUUCCUAAAGGGACUUACGUCACGGUACCAUCCUUCGCUAUGUAUAUGGAUGACAUGUACUACAAGGACGCCAAGAAUUUUGACCCUUUCCGAUUUUCAAAAAAAAGACAGGAAUCUGGGCAAGAGACACUACAUUCAUUUGUCCAAACAACACCAUCAUUCCUACAUUUUGGUACCGACAACGCAAGUCACAUCGCUGAUGAUCCAUCGACAGCCACGGUAGACAUGCUUGUCCAGGCAGAUUCUUUGCCGCAAAUGAAAUCAAAGUUCUCCUUGUACUGA